This is a messenger RNA of Pelobates fuscus (common spadefoot toad), 1588 nucleotides long. RefSeq names its product tyrosine hydroxylase (gene TH). Gene Ontology annotation, biological process: dopamine biosynthetic process from tyrosine. Gene Ontology annotation, cellular component: perikaryon; axon; cytoplasm. NCBI's taxonomy places the organism in Eukaryota, Metazoa, Chordata, Amphibia, Anura, Pelobatidae. Bases 14 to 1489 code for a protein of 491 amino acids. The record is from RefSeq and is a predicted model, not a curated record. The transcript has 13 exons. Gene Ontology annotation, molecular function: iron ion binding; tyrosine 3-monooxygenase activity.
UGAAAGCCUAGUGAUGCCGACCCCCAAAACAUCUGGAUCUGCUGGGAAGAGCUUCAGGAGGGCAGUGUCUGAACUGGACCCCAAACAAGCCGAGGCUAUACUGUCGCCACGCUUUCUGGGCAGGAGACAGAGUCUGAUAGAUGAUGCACGGAAAGAGAGAGAGGCCGCAGCAGCGGCAGCGGAAUCGUCAGAAUGCACAGACACCUUGGUAUUUGAAGAAAAAGAUGGAAAAGCCAUCAUCAACUUGCUCUUCUCAAUCAAAGGAAACAAGCCUUCAAUGUUAUCACGCACGCUCAAAGUGUUCGAGACAUUUGAAGCCAAAAUCCAGCACCUCGAAACACGACCAGCAAAGAAAGCGUCAGGGGCCACAGCAGAUCUGGAAUAUUUUGUGCGUUGCGAGGUACACCGUUCAGAUCUCAACACGCUCAUGAGUUCCAUAAGAAGGGUGUCAGAAGAUGUGAGAAGUACUCGAGAGGACAAAGUUCACUGGUUUCCUACAAAAAUUGCUGAACUGGACAAAUGCCAUCACUUGGUUACUAAGUUUGAUCCGGACCUGGAUUUGGAUCACCCGGGAUUUUCUGAUCAGGAGUAUCGUAAAAGAAGGAAGAUGAUCGCGGAUAUUGCCUUCUGCUACAAACAUGGUGAUCCAAUACCCCGAGUGGAAUAUCUGCCGGAGGAGAUUGAAACAUGGAGGGAGGUCUACUCUACCCUGAAAAGUCUGUACCCAACGCACGCAUGUAAGGAACACCUAGAGGCCUUCCAGCUCCUGGAGGCACACUGCGGGUACAGUGAGAACAACAUCCCACAGCUACAGGAUGUGUCAGGCUUCCUAAAAGAGAGAACAGGGUUCCAAGUGCGUCCUGUGGCUGGUCUUCUAUCCGCAAGGGAUUUCCUCUCCAGUUUGGCUUUUCGUGUUUUCCAGUGCACUCAGUACAUCCGACACGCUUCUUCACCCAUGCACUCCCCUGAGCCGGAUUGCUGUCAUGAGCUGCUUGGCCAUGUCCCUAUGUUGGCUGAUAAAACAUUUGCUCAGUUCUCUCAGGAUAUAGGCUUGGCAUCUCUUGGAGCUACAGACGAAGAGAUCGAGAAACUGGCGACGCUGUAUUGGUUCACGGUCGAAUUCGGCCUCUGUAAACAGGAUGGGGAACUGAAAGCCUACGGAGCUGGUCUACUGUCAUCAUAUGGAGAACUGCUGCACUCCUUGUCUGAUGAACCAGAGGUUCGGCCUUUCACCCCAGAUGAAGCAGCGGUUCAGCCAUACCAGGACCAGAACUACCAGCCAGUUUAUUUUGUGUCAGAAAGUUUUGCAGAUGCCAGAGAGAAGCUAAGGAGUUAUGCUUCCCGCAUUAAACGUCCAUUUGCUGUACGUUAUGAUCCAUACACUGUGAGCAUCGAGAUUCUGGACUCUCCUGGACGGAUUCAAAACUCUGUGGAAGAUCUGAGAGAUGAGUUACAGACUCUCAGCAAUGCACUUGCUAUACUUUCCUAACAUACCUCAUAAGUCUUCCAGCAUCAACGCCUUACACAUUCUAUCUAUGGCACCACCAUCUAAUGAAUUCCUAUCUAUGGCACCACCAUCUAAUGAAUU